Arachis stenosperma is the source of this 6057-nucleotide messenger RNA. RefSeq names its product brefeldin A-inhibited guanine nucleotide-exchange protein 2-like. NCBI's taxonomy places the organism in Eukaryota, Viridiplantae, Streptophyta, Magnoliopsida, Fabales, Fabaceae. Gene Ontology annotation, molecular function: guanyl-nucleotide exchange factor activity. Gene Ontology annotation, cellular component: trans-Golgi network. The transcript is spliced from 11 exons. The coding region runs from base 300 to 5663 and encodes 1787 amino acids. The record is from RefSeq and is a predicted model, not a curated record. Gene Ontology annotation, biological process: regulation of ARF protein signal transduction.
GAGAACCAAAAACGCUCUCUAUGAAACAAAAUUACAGUAACCAUUUUUUUACUUUUCUUCUCUGCGAUUUGAGAUCGCACCGGAAAACGAAACCACAAACACUUCAACUCGCUCUGGCGCCAACUCACUGAGUCAGCUCGCUGCCAUUGUUGAACAGCGUACCGAGCUUCACCAAUACUCACUCUCUUAGCUCAUGGAAUGAGGAUCCUAGCUUAGAAUCAUUCACAUUUUCCCGAACGUCUCAGAUCUCGCGCCGAGCGCGCGUGUUAUCGAGUCGUAACUCGCUCCGCAACUCGGGAAUGGCUUCUGCGGAAGCCGAUUCCCGACUGAGUAGGAUCGUCGUCCCCGCGCUCGAGGCGAUCGUGAAGAACGUGUCGUGGAGGAAGCACGCAAAGCUCGCGCACGAAUGCAAGUCGGUGAUCGACAGGCUCAGAAAUAACAAUGCAGCGGAGACGGCUGCGUCGCCGUCGGGCUCUCCUUCCGACGGCGAGCCCGAUUCCACGUCGCCAGGACCCCUCCACGACGGCGGUCCCGUGGAGUACUCCUUCGCGGAGUCCGAAUCGAUCCUCAGUCCUCUCAUCAAUGCCGCGAAAUCCGGCGUGCUGAAGAUCGCCGAGCCCGCCGUCGACGCAAUCCAGAAGCUUAUCGCGUACGGCUACCUCCGCGGCGAGGCGGAUCCCGGAGGCUCCUCACCGGAGGCGAAAUUGCUCUCGAAUAUGAUCGAAUCGGUUUGCAAGUGCAAUGAGUUAGGAGACGAAACAAUGGAGUUGCAGGUUCUGAAAACGCUGUUGUCCGCGGUAACCUCAAUUUCGUUGCGAAUUCACGGUGAUUGCUUGCUUAUGAUAGUGCGAACCUGUUAUGAUUUAUAUCUAACGAGUAAAACUGCGGUGAAUCAAACAACGGCGAAAGCCUCGUUGAUUCAGAUGCUGGUGAUUGUGUUUAGGAGAAUGGAAGCGGAUUCUUCCACGGUUCCUAUUCAGCCGAUUGUGUUGGCUGAUUUGAUGGAGCCAGCAGAAAAAUCUGAUUCUUCCACGCAGUUUGUGCAAGGUUUUAUCACCAAGAUUAUGCAGGACAUUGAUGGUGUUUUGAACCCUGGUACACCUAGUGCUAAGGUUUCGAUGCUAGGUGGCCAUGAUGGUGCGUUUGAGACUACGGCGACGGUGGAGGGGACAAACCCGACGGAUUUGUUGGAUUCGACUGAUAAGGACAUGUUGGAUGCGAAGUAUUGGGAGAUCAGUAUGUAUAAGACGGCUCUAGAAGGGAGGAAGGGAGAGCUUGUGGAUGGUGGUGACAUUGUGGAGAGGGAUGAUGAUUUAGAGGUCAAGAUUGGUAACAAGUUGAGGAGGGAUGCCUUUUUGGUAUUCAGGGCACUCUGUAAAUUGUCGAUGAAGACGCCCCCUAAAGAGGCUUCUUCCGAUCCCCAGUUAAUGAAGGGAAAGAUUGUGGCUCUGGAGCUAUUGAAGAUUUUGCUGGAGAACGCUGGAGCUGUUUUCAGGACUAGUGAAAGGUUUCUAGGUGCCAUCAAGCAGUACUUAUGUUUAUCAUUGUUGAAGAACAGUGCUUCAACUCUUUUGAUCGUUUUUCAGCUAUCUUGCUCCAUCUUCAUCAGUCUGGUAUCAAGAUUUAGAGCUGGAUUGAAGGCCGAAAUUGGUGUUUUUUUCCCUAUGAUAAUACUCAGGGUACUAGAAAAUGUUUCUCAACCUAAUUUUCAGCAAAAGAUGAUAGUGCUUCGGUUUCUGGAGAAACUUUGCAUUGAUUCACAGAUAUUGGUCGACAUAUUUAUCAACUAUGAUUGUGACGUCAAUUCAUCCAACAUUUUCGAGAGGAUGGUCAAUGGACUUCUUAAGACUGCUCAAGGUGUCCCUCCUGGUGCAGCCACCACACUUCUGCCACCUCAAGAGGCAACACUAAAACUUGAAGCCAUGAAAACCUUGGUUGCUGUUUUAAAAUCAAUGGGAAGCUGGCUGAACAAACAAUUGCUAAUUCCAGAUCCUCAUUCUGCUAAGAAAAUUGAAGCAGCUGACAGCAGUGCUGAGGCUGGAGGUUUGACCAUGGUAAAUGGAAAUGGAGAAGAUCCAGUUGGACAAGACUCUCCACCUGAAAUCUCAAAUGAUGCAUCUGAUGUUUCAAAUAUUGGGCAGCGACGGGCUUAUAAACUGGAACUUCUGGAAGGUAUAUCACUUUUUAAUAGGAAACCUAAGAAAGGAAUCGAGUUCCUCAUCAAUGCCAAAAAAGUGGGUAAUUCACCAGAGGAUAUAGCUGCUUUUCUUAAAGAUGCAUCUGGGUUGAACAAGACUUUGAUUGGUGAUUUUCUGGGAGAAAGGGAAGAAUUAUCCUUGAAGGUUAUGCAUGCCUAUGUGGAUUCAUUUGACUUCCAAGGGAUGGAGUUUGAUGAGGCAAUCAGGGUCUUUCUUCUAGGCUUUCGACUGCCUGGUGAGGCACAGAAGAUUGAUCGGAUCAUGGAAAAGUUUGCUGAACGUUAUUCCAAAUGUAAUCCAAAGGCCUUUUCUAGUGCCGACACAGCCUAUGUCCUUGCUUAUUCUGUAAUAUUGCUCAACACAGAUGCUCACAAUCCUAUGGUGAAGAACAAGAUGUCUGUCGAUGAUUUCAUAAGAAACAAUCGUGGCAUUGAUGAUGGAAAAGAUCUCCCCGAGGAGUAUUUGAGGUCCUUGUUUGAGAGAAUAUCCAGAACUGAGAUCAAAAUGAAAGAUGACAAUAUGGUUCCGCAACAAAAACAGGCUGCAAACUCUAAUAGACUUUUAGGAUUGGAUAGUAUAUUGAAUAUCGUGACCAACAAGCAUUGGGAAGACAGCCAUAUGGAAACCAGUGAUGAUCUUAUCCGUCAUAUGCAACAACAAUUCAAAGAAAAAGCUCGCAAAUCCGAGUCGGUCUAUUAUGCGGCAACAAAUGUUGUAAUCCUUAGAUUCAUGAUUGAGGUGUGUUGGGCACCAAUGUUAGCUGCCUUCAGUGUUCCUCUUGAUCAAAGUGAUGAUGAAGUUAUAAUAUCUCUCUGUCUCGAGGGCUUCCGCUAUGCUAUUCAUGUUACUUGUGGAACGUCCAUGAAGACACAUCGAGAUGUUUUUGUGACUUCACUAGCAAAGUUUACCUCUCUGCAUUCUCCUGCUGCCAUUAAGCAAAAAAAUGUAGAUGCAAUUAAGGCAAUAGUUACUAUUGCUGAUGAGGAUGGAAAUUACUUACAAGAAGCUUGGGAGCAUAUCUUGACCUGUGUUUCCCGGUUUGAGCAUCUACUUCUUCUCGGAGAGGGCGCUCCACCAGACGCUACAUUCUUUUCCUUUCCUCAGAAUGAGUCAGAAAAGGCAAAGCAAACGAAAUCAACCAUUCUUCCUGUUUUGAAAAAGAAGGGACCUGGUAGGUUACAGUAUGCUGCUGCCACAUUGAUGCGAGGUUCAUAUGACAGUGCUGGAAUUGGUGGCAAUGCUUCUGGAACCAUCACAUCAGAACAGGUGAACAAUAUAGUUUCUAAUUUGCACAUGUUGGAACAAGUUGGAAGCUCUGAAAUGAAUCGCAUAUUCACUCGGAGUCAGAAGUUGAACAGUGAGGCCAUAGUAGAUUUUGUUAAGGCUCUGUGCAAGGUCUCCAUGGACGAACUAAGAUCUCCGUCUGAUCCCCGAGUUUUCAGCCUCACAAAGAUAGUUGAGAUUGCGCACUAUAAUAUGGACCGCAUCAGGCUUGUGUGGUCGAGCAUCUGGCAUGUUCUCUCUGAUUUCUUUGUGACUAUUGGCUGUUCUGGAAACCUUUCAGUUGCAAUUUUUGCGAUGGAUUCCUUGCGUCAGUUGUCAAUGAAAUUUCUGGAGCGGGAAGAGUUGGCUAAUUACAAUUUUCAAAAUGAAUUUAUGAAGCCUUUUGAAAUUGUCAUGCAAAAGAGUAGUGCUGUUGAGAUCAGAGAACUAAUUAUCCGAUGUGUCUCUCAGAUGGUUUUAUCUCGUGUCAAAAAUGUCAAAUCUGGAUGGAAGAGCAUGUUCACGGUAUUCACUACAGCAGCAUAUGAUGACCAUAAGAACAUUGUAUUCUUGGCUUUUGAAAUUAUUGAGAAGAUUAUUCGAGAUUAUUUUCCAUACAUUACUGAGACAGAGACCACCACAUUCACUGACUGUGUGAAUUGUCUAAUUGCUUUUACAAAUACUAGAUUCAACAAAGAGAUUAGCCUAAAUGCCAUUGCUUUUCUUCGGUUCUGCGCAACCAAACUAGCCGAAGGAGACCUUGGUUCAUCAUCAAGAAAUAAGGAUAAGGAAGUCUCCAGAAAGGCUUCCCCGCGUUCACCUCAAACAGGAAAAGAGGGGAAACAAGACAAUGGAGAGGUGACUCAAAAGGAGGAUCAUCUCUAUUUUUGGUUUCCUCUAUUGGCUGGAUUAUCUGAGCUUAGUUUUGAUCCAAGGCCUGAGAUUAGGAAGAGCGCCUUAGAAAUCCUAUUUGAAUCCUUGCGCAAUCAUGGUCAUCUUUUUUCACUACCUUUAUGGGAAAGAGUAUUUGAGUCAGUCCUCUUUCCCAUAUUUGAUUUUGUACGACAUACUAUAGAUCCUUCUGGGAGUAGUUCCCCUGUCAAUAAUGAAGUAGAGAUUGUUGGUGAUCUUGAGCACGAUGCUUGGCUUUAUGAGACAUGCACAUUGGCCCUCCAAUUGGUUGUAGAUCUUUUUAUCAACUUUUACAACACUGUCAAUCCACUUUUAAGAAAGGUCCUGAUGCUACUGGUAAGCUUUAUACAGCGACCUCAUCAAAACCUUGCUGGCAUCGGUAUUGCUGCAUUUGUACGUUUGAUGAGUAAUGCUGGGGAGCUAUUUUCUGAUGAAAAGUGGUUAGAAGUGGUUUUGUCGCUAAAAGAAGCAGCUAUUGCAACUCUCCCUGACUUCUCAUUCUUUGAAAAUGAAGACUUUGUGAAUAGAAAUUAUGAACAUGCACCAACAGCUGAAGAUGAUGGUGAUCUUCCUGACUCGGCGUCACCUGAAACUUUAGCAAACCUGAGGACUCGUCAUCUUUUUGCGUAUUUGUCUGAUGCAAAAAGCCGAGCUGCUGUUGAGCUUUUGUUGAUUCAGGCAGUGAUGGAGAUAUAUAACAUGCAUCGAUUUCGCCUUUCAGCAAAACACAUGCUAGUCCUGUUUGAUGCAUUGCAUGAGGUGGCAUUACAUGCUCACAAGAUUAACAGCGAUACUACUUUACGUUCAAAGCUUCAAGAGUUUGGUUCCAUGACCCAAAUGCAAGACCCUCCAUUAUUACGACUUGAGAAUGAGUCGUACCAAAUAUGCCUUACAUUUUUACAGAACCUCAUUAUUGACAGGCCUUAUAGUUAUGAGGAGACAGAGGUUGAAUCUCAUCUUGUUCGGCUGUGCCAGGAGAUCUUAGAGUUUUAUAUUGUAGUUGCAAGUUCUGGAUUUACAACUCAGCCUUCUCGUGACAGACAGCCACAUUGGUUAAUUCCAUUAGGGUCUGGGAAGCGGAGAGAACUGGCUACACGUUCACCUCUUGUCGUGGCUACGCUUGAGGCUAUUUGUAGUUUAGGAGAUGCUUCAUUUGAGAAGAACCUCUCUAAUUUUUUCCCUCUCCUUUCAAGCUUGGCAAGUUGCGAACAUGGUACGCACGAAGUCCAGGUUGCUCUCUGUGAUAUGCUCAGUUUAUCAGUUGGUCCUGUUCUGCUGAAGUCAUGUUGAGUAGUUAAGACUAACCCUGCAUUUUGAGAUGCAGGAUAUUUUUGUUCAUAAUUUGUUCCGUCCUUUUCCAUUACUUGUCAAUAAUAUAGUUUGAAACUCUGUAUGAAAAGUUAGUAAUGAUUGUGUUAUAGCUUACGCUUUUCAAGUUCUGUAUGUUAGAAGCUUAGCUUCUGCGGUCAGAAUUAAUUUGUAUUACUAGAGGCUUAGUGUUGUACGCUUAACUUCUACUCAUUUUUCAGAGGAAUUAGUUUUGAAGCAUUUAUUCAACUCUGAAUUAGUUUUUGCGAAAAUUUGGUGGUUGUAAGUAAAAUGUGAAUAUGAUUGGAAACAGCUACAUUCUAUGAAUAUUUGUUUCUAAUUAUCUAAUGAAAAGUUAAUGCACAUAAUAAUUAAG